AGAUAUAUAGAUAGAUGGACAGAAAGAUAAGAAAGAUAUCCUCCCUCUUUUGCAGUCUUGUAUUAUUCCUCUCUUUUCCUUUUCCUUUUCCCGUUGCUUUAGGUCCCCCCUAUCUCCUCUGCAAUCCUCUUCCUGCACUCCAAUUAAGUGCCCACCUCCCUCUUCCCAUCACUUCUUUCAUCCCUCUGCCCUCCGUCCCUCAGCUCAUCAAUUUCUAACUCCUCUCUCUCUCUCUCUCUCUCUCUCAUUCUAUCAAUUUAUAUUGCUCUCUCUUUCAAAAGUUACAGGAGCUAGGAACCAAUGGAUGUGGACUUCACAAAUUCUCCUCCAGAGGCCCAAAUGGACCUGAUGGCCAUGCUGAUGGGGAUGGGGAAGCCGACCGAUUUGUCGAAACCUCCACAGCCGUCGGCCGAGUUUGGCAGUGGUCCCCCGCCACCUUUCUACAAUGCACCUAACUCCCACACCGCUCCACCCUCGUCAGUAGUCGUCGGCAUGCCGCCUUCAAUACCAACCACCCCCCCACACCGUCUUAUCCCUCCCACGCUCCGCGACACCUCCCACAGCGACAAGCGAGCCUCCGUGGAGGCCAUGAGGGAGAUGAUAUUCCGCAUCGCGGCGAUGCAGCCCAUCCACAUCGACCCUGAGUCCGUCAAGCCGCCCAAGCGGCGGAACGUCAGGAUAUCGAAGGAUCCGCAGAGCGUGGCGGCGAGGCACCGGAGGGAGAGGAUCAGCGAGAGGAUCCGAAUACUGCAGCGGCUGGUGCCCGGGGGAACCAAGAUGGACACCGCAUCCAUGCUGGAUGAGGCCAUCCACUACAUGAAGUUCCUCAAGGCUCAGGUGCAGUCGCUCGAGAGGGCGGCAGCCACCAGCCGGAACGCUGCACCUGUUGGCACUGCCGUGGGGUUCUCCCCAGUCGUCACGGAUUUCUCGAGUGGGUGCUACCCUUGCUUCGAGAAGAGGUAAGAGAAACCAGAUCAGGACCAGUUCUUAUGUUGAUCGACUUCAAAUGAGAUGGACUAAUUAAUAAACUGAUAUGUCUGUUAAUGAUGAGGAAGUGCAUGUGGAACAUGGAUGUGUGAAGGAUGGGGUGAUGAAGAGAGCUAUAUAUGUUGUUUGAACCAAGAUUUUGUCGCAUGCACCUCCUCUCUCUCUCUUUCUCUGCAUCCCGUCUUCUUGUUCAACCUAAUGCCUGUUACUCCCUCUCUUUUGUAAUUCUCCCUUAUAAUAAUAGUAACAAUCUCUCUGUA
This is a messenger RNA of Elaeis guineensis (African oil palm), 1247 nucleotides long. RefSeq names its product transcription factor IND. Gene Ontology annotation, biological process: regulation of DNA-templated transcription. The record is from RefSeq and is a predicted model, not a curated record. Lineage: Eukaryota; Viridiplantae; Streptophyta; Magnoliopsida; Arecales; Arecaceae. Gene Ontology annotation, molecular function: protein dimerization activity; DNA-binding transcription factor activity.